Molecule: messenger RNA, 888 nt
Organism: Drosophila santomea
Lineage: Eukaryota; Metazoa; Arthropoda; Insecta; Diptera; Drosophilidae
Gene: GstE12
Product: glutathione S-transferase 1
Exons: 3
Coding region: 130-801 (223 amino acids)
Biological process (GO): glutathione metabolic process
Molecular function (GO): glutathione transferase activity
Source: RefSeq, a predicted model, not a curated record
CCGCCGGCAGAGCUAGUGGGGCUGCUAUUUAGUUUCCUGUUCUCGAAUCAGAUCGCGUUUGGACUUCGGAGACUACGUUCGUGCGGCAGUUGUGUAUUUAGUUUUGUGUUCCCAGAGAAAUAUCCUACCAUGUCCAAGCCAGCUCUGUAUUAUGCCACCCUGAGUCCCCCAUCGCGUGCCGUCCUCCUCACGGCCAAGGCGAUCGGGCUCGACCUUGAACUACGGCCAAUUAACCUGCUGAAGGGAGAGCAUCUGACUCCGGAAUUCCUCAAGCUGAACCCCCAGCACACCAUCCCCACCCUGAUCGACGGCGAGGCCAUUAUCAUUGACUCGCACGCCAUCUGCGCCUACCUGGUGGAGAAGUACGGGCAGAAGGAGCAGCAGCUCUACCCGAAGGACUUGGUGCAGCGCGCCAAUGUGGAUGCCCGGCUCCACCUGGACUCCGGCCACCUCUUUGCGCGCCUGCGCUUCCUCUACGAGCCCAUUCUAUAUCAUGGAUCCACGGACUGCUCCAUUGAUAAGAUCGCGUACGUCCAGAAGUGCUGGGAAAUCCUCGAGGGAUUCCUCAAGGAUCAGCCUUAUCUGUGCGGUUCUGAUCUGACCAUCGCAGACUUUUGCGCUGUGGCCACCGUCACCUCGGUGAACGACGCCGCUCCCAUCGACGAGUUUAAGUUCCCCAAGGUGCACGCCUGGCUGAAGCGUCUCGCCGAGCUACCCUACUACCAGGAGGUGAACGGCGACGGCGCGGACGAGCUCAAGAGCAUCUUCAAGGCCAAGCUGGCAGAGAACCGCGGCAAGUAGGCGUCGGUUCCAUCAUGUUUUGUUUUGUACCCACACUUUCUAUAUGCACAUCCACUCUUGAAUAAACGGAUUAGUUAAAAGUUAAAA